AAAAAAUAGUGAGAAGCAUCAGCCACUGCACCAACCAGAUCACCCAAAGGGAUGACUGGCUGUCAUCUUGCUCAGGAGUAAGAGAGGAAGCAAUGGGCUGGACUAUGAUUCUAAAAGAUGACUUUGGGGUCAUUGCCUGGACGCGACGAGCUGGGAGCUACCUGGGCCUCUUCCUCCUCUUGUCCCUCUUCUUCAGUCCAGUCCAGUCAGACGUUGUGUUUCACAGGGAGCAUCAGUUCUCAUGGAAAGCAGGUCAGUGGGGUCAGUGUAUCGGGGAGGAGUGUGGCUCUGGUGGGAUUCAGACGAGGACAAUAUGGUGCGUCCACACGGAGGGCUGGACGACCCACCACUCCCACUGUCAGCACACAGUCAAGCCAGAGAGCCAGCGGCAGUGCUUCAAGGUCUGCGACUGGCACCAGGACCUCUUUGAGUGGGAGCUGUCAGACUGGGGGAGCUGUCUCCUCGUCCCUUUCUUUUCCAAUGAGCUCAAGCUGAGGACAGCCGAAUGCGUUACAGCGCAGCACGGCAUCCAGAGACGCCAGGUCCACUGUGUACGCACUUCAAACCGCACCACGGUCACCUUGAGGAUAUGUGAAUUCUUUUCCCAGAAGCCACCUGUGGAGCAGGCUUGCCUGGUCCCCUGCCCCCAGGACUGUGUGGUGUCAGACUUCACCUCCUGGUCAGGUUGCAGCAGAACGUGCGGUGCUGGCCUGCAGCAUCGGACUCGACACGUCCUGGCCACACCCAUGUAUGGAGGGGCACACUGCCCCAACCUGACUGAGACCAGGACUUGCACUCGCUCUGUCAAUUGCCCCGCUGGGGAGGGCGAGUACCAGUACACACUUAGAGUAGGGGCCUGGAGCGAGUGCAGGCUACCCCAUCACAAGGACGCCCUGUUAAGUGGAAGGACCACAGUGGAUUUCAGCACCAGCUCCAAUGAGAACAACACAGUCACACUGCACACACUGACCUCUCACCACCCCUCACAUCACCACCACAACCACCACCACCACCAUCACCACACUCAUUCACUCAACAAAUACCACAUGUCUUGGGAACUGGAGGUGGGAUACCGGACACGACAAGUGCGCUGUACACGCAGUGACGGCAAGAAUGCUAUGCUGAGUCUCUGUACCAAGGACAGCUCCCCUCUGACCUUCCAGGCGUGUGUGAUGCCCAAAGACUGUCACAUAUCUGAUUGGUCAUUGUGGAGGCCGUGCUCCAAAACCUGCCGCUCCGCCGACCUGUCUCCCGGCUACCGCCUCCGGUUACGGAUCAUGACACAGAUCCCGAUUGGCGGGGGGAGACGGUGUCCUGCCCUUGAGGAGAAAGAAGCCUGCAACAUCAUGGGAGAUUUACUUCUGAACUGCCCCAGGUACAUGUGGAGGAGCACCGACUGGGGCGACUGUCGCGUCCUCCCCUUGCUGAGCCAGCAGGCCCGGCGGCUGGUUAACACCAGUGUUCUGUGUGGAGAGGGGAUCCAGACCAGGAAGACCUACUGCGUUCAAGUCCCUGAUGACUCAGCACCACAUCACAGGAAAGAGGUGUCCAGACCUGUGAACACCAGGCUGUGUGCUGCCAUGGAGCCGCCGUCCGCUGUCCAGCCCUGCUCCAUCCCCUGCCAGAACCACUGCCUGCUCUCCCAGUGGACAACCUGGGGCUCCUGCCUGCACGACAACUGCAAAGAACCACAGGGGAAGAAAGGUUUCAGACAGAGGAGGAGAGAGGUUUCGUGGGAGUCCAACAGUUCUCCAGACACCUGUCCUCACCUGGUCGAGUCCAUCCCCUGCGAGGACCCUGCCUGCUACCUGUGGCAGGUCCAACAAGAGGGAAGCUGCGUUCUCAAGAAACAGCCCUGUGGUCCUGGAUCUGCCGUCCAGAAUGUGACCUGUGUCAGCUCUGAAGGGGAAGAUGUGCCGGUCGGCCGCUGUGGUGAUGACCCUCCACCCACAGAAGUGGCCUGCGAGGUGGCCUGUGCCGCAGACUGUGUGGUCGGCUCCUGGUCCUCCUGGUCGCCCUGCUCGCACAGCUGUGCCACCAAGAGCUCCGAGGGCCGACAGAGCCGCUCUCGCACCGUGAGGGCUAUCCCAGGGAAAGAUGGGAAGGAGUGUCCCACAGCUCCAGCCCUGGAGGAGUGGAGGGUCUGUAACGACCAUCCUUGCGUGGUGUUCUACUGGGAGGCCUCGGCCUGGGGCCCCUGUAUCCAGGACACAUCCAUGGAUCUCAAUGGCACCAGCUUGUUGGAUGGGACCCCGACAUGUGCCGUGGGCGUCCAGAUCCGCAAGGUCACCUGCACCAAGAUGAAUGUCGGAGCUGUCAUAAAUAAAAGGUGCUCGGAUUCUUCUCGUCCCGACACCGUGCGACCCUGUUUGCUCCCCUGCAAGAAGGACUGCAUCGUGACGCCCUUCAGUGAAUGGACGGCCUGCCCUUCAACCUGUGUGCCAGAAAAUGCAACCGCCGCCACGCAGUCUCGAUACAGGACCAUCAUUCAGAGGUCUGCUGAUGGAGGUCAAGAGUGUCCCGACACCCUGUAUGAAGAGAGAGAGUGUGAAUCACUUCCAGUUUGUCCAGUGUUCAGGUGGAGGACGCACAAGUGGCACAGCUGCACUCUGGUUCCAGAAUCAGUUCAGCGUGGAUUAGGUGGACCAGGAGAAGCCUGUGGAAAUGGUCUAGAAACAAGAGGAGUCAGUUGUGUCGGGGAGAGCGAUGAUUCAGCCAAUAUGACGGAGUGCCUGCGAUGGGCUGGCCCCUUGCCCCCUCAGUUCAGAGAGUGUCGGGUGGCUUGCAAGGAUGACUGCACUCUAACUGCAUGGUCCAAGUACUCCGAAUGCACAGGAUGUGGCACCUCCACAAGUCGCAAGCGCUCCCUCACAGGUCGCAGCAAAAAGAAGGAGCACUGCUUGAAUGAGAAGUCGUACCCUGUGGAGGAGACAGAGCCUUGUCCCUGCGAUGAGUUUCUGUCCCAGCCCUCUGGGAACUGGUCUGCCUGCAUCCUCCCUGAUCCGUCGCUCUCAGGCUCCCUGCAGGGCUGGAUGAGCCAGCGGGAGGUGAAGGAAUGUGGCCAAGGUCUGCGCUACAGAGCAGUGGCCUGCGUUGACCAGCAGGGACUCCUGGUCAACCCUACGCUGUGCACGGACUCAGGCUACAUGGUGGAGAUUUGCCACAUUCCCUGUCCCCUGGACUGUAAGCUCAGCAACUGGUCGGCCUGGUCGCCCUGCAGUGCGUCCUGUGGCGGCGGGCUGAAGAUCCGGUCCAAGUGGCUCAGGGAGAAAGCUUUCAACGGGGGUCGGCCGUGCCCCAAGCUGGAUCUGAAAAACCAGGCUCAGGUGUACGAGGCCGUGCCGUGCCACAGCGUAUGCAGCCAGUUCGAGUGGAGGAUGGAGCCCUGGUCCAUUUGCACCAUCAACACCGUGGAUGACCUGCCAGCCUGCGGGGAGGGAGUCCAGAGCCGAAAGAUCAGGUGUGUGAAGAAGGGAUCGAGUGGGGAGGUCAGCAGUGCGGAGGACAGUCUCUGUGAUCAGGAGGAAUUGCCGCUCAGAGCCCAGGUCUGCUUUCUGGCCUGUCCCAACGACUGUGUGGUGACUCCCUGGGGACCUUGGAUCAGCUGUUUCCUGCAGUGUGACCAAGGGACGGCGAGGAACAGGAGCAGACAGGUCCUCCGCCCCCCGGCCUCAGAAAGCUCCGUCUGUCCAGAGCUGCUCCAGUCAGAGCCCUGCAUCCUCAACAGUACCUGCUUCACCUUCCAGUACCAAGUGUCAGAAUGGAGUACAUGCCAGCUGAGUGAAAACGCCAUAUGUGGCCAGGGGUCACGGUUGCGUAUCCUGGACUGUGUUCGCAGCGACGGGAAGAUCGUAGAGCUGCAGAAGUGCGAGCAGCUCGGCCUGACCAACAAGUGGAGGCUGUCGGAGCGGUGCGUGGUUGACUGUCCUGUCAGCUGCAUGCUCUCCGAUUGGUCGCCGUGGGCGGAAUGCUCGUACACCUGCGGUAGCCAAGCUCAGACGGUGCGCACGCGGAGGAUUCUGCAGGAGGCCCACGAGGAGGGGCGUCCCUGUCCCAACCAGCUCACCCAGACCAAGCCAUGUCCCAUAAAGCCUUGCUAUAUAUGGCUGCUGAGUGACUGGUCCCAAUGCGCUGUAGAGGGUGCAGAGUGCGGUGAGGGGCUGCGGAGGAGGAACCUGUCGUGCGGCGUCCACUGGGGCGACUGGCCCGAGUCUCCUCCUCGGCUGGUGGACGCGGAGCUCUGCGGAGACAAAGUGAGGCGGCGGAUUCAGCAGCAGAUGGAGCAGCCCUGCUUUGUUCCCUGUCCAGGAGACUGCCAUUUGACGGAGUGGUCCUCGUGGAGCUCCUGCCAGCUGACCUGCCUGGAGGGGCGGAGCUUUGAGACCACGGGUCGCCAAGCCCGCUCCCGAGCUGUGAUCAUCCAGGUCAGGGAGAAUCAGGGCAGCUGCCCGCAUCAGGUCUUUGAGACGCAGCCCUGCAAAGAGGGGAAAUGCCACAGUUACCAGUGGAGGACGGGGGGAUGGAGCAACAACCAGCGAGUCGUGUGGUGUCAGCGCUCAGACGGCGUCAAUGUCACAGGGGGGUGUUUCCCACAGAAGAGGCCCACCACGGUCAGGCACUGUCAUCCUCCGUGCACGAAGCCCUUCUCGCACUGCACGCCGAGCGGAGUGUGCGGGUGUGAGCGGGGUUACACCGAAGUGAUGACCACGCACGGUUUCUUGGACUACUGCACCAGAACGCCGGGGGUGGACAACCACAAGAAAGCUGACGUGAAGACCAACUCGGGAAGAUUAAAACCGGGGCCGUCUCAGGCUCGCGACCUCUACAACGAGUGGACCCUACGACCCGUCGGCCCAGAUGGAAGAGUAAAGCUGUGGGUUUACGCCGUGACCGCCCUUGGAUUCAUCAUGAUACUCUUCAUCAUUACCUUAACAUUCCUGGUCUGUAAGCCAUCCAAAACCACUAAGACGUCUCCUCCACCGCAGAAGCCCUUGACCCUGGCCUAUGACGGUGACAUGGAUAUGUAACCAGGCUGCUGCUAUACCUCACAACGACACGCUCAGCCUCUGACGGACUCCGGACUGCGAUCUGACCUGUUUGAGCUGGGAGACUUUUUUCGCUGUUUUAACAACUGUAUUGCAAAAAUAGAGCAAAUGGACGAAGCUCUCAUGUGAUCUGCUGCUGAGAGGCCACUUAGCCCAGAGGGUCUGCGUCGGCCAUCUUUCCUCCAGGAAGAGGAGGACCCAAAGCUGAUCGAGGUCACAGAGAAGUCUCUGGACAUAGGAAAUAAAGGGACCUGUAGUUUCUUUUUCUUAAUUGCUUGCAACAUGAACACAUAGUUGAAGCACAGUUUGCAACCCACAAAAACACAAGAACUCCUGAAAAGCAAAGAGAAAGUGGAUCCGCAGGUGUCGCCCCCCGGAGGUAUGAGGGGCCUCCUGGUUAUUUGUCUCGUGUGUGUGUGUGUAUGUCGUGAGGGGGACGGAACAUCUCGAGGCGGCCGUCACUCGUGACAUUAAAAAGGACAAUGGAGCAUUGACAUUUGAAUUUGUCUCAUUAGUGCUGGAAUCUUUGUAAAAAGAAAAUGUCACAAGCCUUUUGGGUAAACAAACAGCCUUUUUUUCAAUCUCUGAGAAUAAACAAGACACUUUAUGCACUAUGUUAGUGCUGAUUCCCUUUUUGUUUCCUUUCAGACGACUUUUUCUAGUGUUUUAAUUGUAAUGCAAGUUGUUGCUGUCAGAUUGUGUUUCGUUGAUGAUGCCAUAUGUUGUGUAUAUGUGGAAACCAAAAGCAGGCUUGCCUUGAGUUAAACGAUUCAACGAUGCAGUAAAUUCUCCUCCCUGAUGCUCAUGAAGACACUCGUCCACCGAGGACUCAAAUUAAGGAACGAUGUCAGAAAUUGUGCAACGACUACCGGAAAAAAACGGCAGGAUCACCAGACGGCAACGCUGACGGAUUCUUUGAAUGCAAGUUAUCAAAUACCAGCAUGAUGAUGAUCAUACCUCAUACACACUUCACUCUCAUCAAAGGCAAAACAAAACAGCUCCGAUUCACCAAAAACACAAACGAGAGUAGACAGGACGAAUUAUCCACUGGAUCACAGUUUUCAUCUGAUUAAAUUAAACUCAAUGUCUUUUACAAGGACGUCAUACUUUAAUCAUUUUCUUUUUUUACGACAUUUAUUCAACCAAUUAUACAAAUAAAUACAAAUUAGGCUGGUAGAGCGCAAGGAUGCAGACUCGUUUUUGACAGUUUUUAAUAUUUGUUUUGCACCAUGAAGACAGGGCUCGAACAUUAAAGACAGCAAAUACCAAAUAUUUGUGAGCACAGUUUAAUUGUGAACUAUUUCUCGGGCUCAUGCAUGAAAUUGUUUUCUUUUAUUCAGGCCAAGGGUUUUUGUUUUUUUUUAAUUAUAACUUUGGUUUUAUUCAGAUUUCCAUGAUUUAUUUAUCGCCAAAACUUCAUCCAAAAUCAUCUUGGUGGAUCGGAAAUUCGUACCCAAUUUAACCAUUUGGACGCGGAUCCUCCUGAGCCUCCCUCAUGACGCCCAGUGGAGAAUUAAAUUCCUAACACUUGGUGCUUUCCACCCUGACCAGAGUUUUUCGCUGUUUCUCUCUUUGCCUCCACAAACUUGAGAUUUGGUCUUGUGUCAUCCGACCUCCCUCUGAAUGUAUUUUACCAGACAUAAUCUAUAAUCUUAAUGGUUGUGCAAAUAUGGCUGUUACAUGCUGUAACAACUGUACGUCAACAGCUGAUUGUAUGUAGGCAUGCUUGAUUCAUUUUGGCAGAGAGUGCUCCAAGUGGCCUUGCAAAGAUUCUGUUUUACCAGUUGCCAAACAUUUUAGAGUGGUUUCCUUUAGGCUGGUGUUUCUGAUAUUCGGCCAAUAAAGGGGACACACGCGGUGAAUAUGAGGUCAAUGUACAACCUAAAUGUGAGAUGUUUUACAUUUUUUAACAUAACAUGGCCAACUAAUUAAAAAAAAGUUAUUUGGUCACAUUCACAUUAUGAAAGUAUGAACAGCCUCUGACCUGAUGAAGAGAAGUCCUCUGGGUUGUGUCCCGGAAUAUCUGAAAGUAUGAUCAUCCAUUGUUUACAGUGCCAUGCUAUUUGUGUUACUAUUAUGUGUACAUGGAGAGCUGGACAAAAAUGCAAAUAAAUUGUGAAACAAUGUGAAAAUAAAAUGGUGCAUACUCUCUUCUCCUUGUUGCACACCUUCAUA
Messenger RNA from Hippoglossus stenolepis (Pacific halibut), 7220 nucleotides. RefSeq names its product thrombospondin, type I, domain containing 7Ba (gene thsd7ba). Gene Ontology annotation, biological process: actin cytoskeleton organization. The transcript has 29 exons. Gene Ontology annotation, cellular component: plasma membrane. The record is from RefSeq and is a predicted model, not a curated record. The coding region runs from base 93 to 5027 and encodes 1644 amino acids. NCBI's taxonomy places the organism in Eukaryota, Metazoa, Chordata, Actinopteri, Pleuronectiformes, Pleuronectidae.